Messenger RNA from Culex quinquefasciatus (southern house mosquito), 444 nucleotides. RefSeq names its product dolichyl-diphosphooligosaccharide--protein glycosyltransferase subunit 4. The record is from RefSeq and is a predicted model, not a curated record. The transcript has 3 exons. NCBI's taxonomy places the organism in Eukaryota, Metazoa, Arthropoda, Insecta, Diptera, Culicidae. Bases 133 to 261 code for a protein of 42 amino acids.
CUGAUGACGUUUGAUGUUUUGAUUGCAUGUCAACGCGUAUCUUUUCUGGGUGGUUCGUGUAAUUUCAUCUUAAUCUAAAUUCUUCAAAUAAUUCAAUUCCUUCAGGAAUUUCAACUCAAACGUCUGCACAAAAUGAUUUCUGACGUUCAACUUGCCGUAUUUUGCAAUGUUUUGGGAGUUUUCCUAUUUCUUUUGGUAGUUGGAUUUCACUACAUAAAUGCCAAUAUGGGAAGGAGUACGGGAUCGCUAAAGCAUAAAUAAAUAUUACAUAUAAAUCCCCUUACUAAGAUGAGGUCAAAUCGAAAAUUUGAUUCGGUCUCACCCCAACCCAGGGGACAUGAACUGGUAAGCAACCCCGCACCCUUACAAGUGCUUUUCGUUUGAAAAGCUUUUAUUAUAAAAUAAGUAACCACUGUGGCGUGAAUAAAAAUUAAUUCCAAUAAA